Molecule: messenger RNA, 3785 nt
Organism: Cricetulus griseus (Chinese hamster)
Lineage: Eukaryota; Metazoa; Chordata; Mammalia; Rodentia; Cricetidae
Source: RefSeq, a predicted model, not a curated record
GUGGGGAGAUCACCUCUAAAAGUGAACUGGACGAACUACAGGAAGAAGUGGCCAGGCGGGCCCAGGAACAGGAACUCCGAAAGAAACGGGAAAAGGAAUUAGAGGCUGCUAAAGGAUUUAACCCUCAUCCCAGCCGAUAUAUGGACUUGGAUGAACUACAGAAUCAGGUGCUGGCCCUUUCAGGGAGGAGUGACGGCUUUGAAAGGUCCUUACAAGAGGCAAAUUCAGUAUUUGAAGAGUCGCUGCUUCUGGAACAAAAGGGAGACUGUGCUGCAGCUUUGGCUCUCUGUAACGAAGCUAUCUCUAAACUAAGACUUACCCUGCAUGGUGCCAGCUCUAGCACGCACAGCAGAGCCCUAGUCGAUAAGAAGUUGCAAAUCAGUAUUCGAAAAGCACGAAGCCUGCAGGAUCGCAUGCAGCAGCAAGCAUCAUCGCAGCAGCCGGUGCAGCCCUCAUCCUCUCUCCCACCACAGGGGGGUGCCCUCCCUCAGCUGACAAGUGAGCAGCCUAUCCCGCUCCAAGUAUUGUUAAGCCAGGAGGCACAGCUGGAACCCUGCAAGGAUACAGAGUUUGGGACCAGUUCUUUCUUCCACUCACCUGCUUCCUGCCAUGAGUCACACUCAUCAUUCGCCCCAGAGCCAUCUGUUUCAUCUGGUUCACAGCACAAUUCCCCUAGUAGAUCUCUGAAGCUUCUGACGUCAUUUGAGGUGGACAGCAUUAAUCCCUCUGCAUUCCACAGGCGGGAUUUACCUAAAACAACAGGCAGAGUUGAGAUGAAUUCUCAGCAUGAAUGUCUGCCAUUGGAUGCCCUUGAAGAUAAACUACAAGGCCACAGGGAUGACAACAGCACUUGCAGCAAAUUCCCACCACCAGAAGGAAGGGACAUAGUUCAAGAUCUGCUGUUUGAAGAAAAGAAGAAUCCUAUUGAUAUAUCCAUGGUGAUGCCUUGGUCACAUUCAACAGGCGAAGCCACUUCUGAAACAGUUAUACAUAGCCUAAAUAGUCCUUCAGGCUCAUCAGCUCAGCCUAGUAUUCCUCCUUACAGGGCCUACCACCCCAUUAUGUCUGCUGCUGCUUCACCUGAGCUUCAUGCUAUUGAUCCCAUGCAGAAACUUAACCAACAUCUUCAAGCCCAAAGACUCCAAACUUCAUUGACUUCAAAAGUGGUCAGAGGCAGUGAGGAGCCCUGUAGGCCAGAGUUCCCCAGUACAAAAGGACUUGUCCGCUCAUUGACAGAGCAGUUCCAGAAGAUGCAGAAUACCUCUAUGAGGGAUGUUAUAGGUUCCCAGGAUCGAAAUUUGCCAAAUGGUCUAAGGAAGAACUCUUCUGACUUUAUACCUCCAUUACCCCAGGGUUCAGGAAAAGACCACUGUCGCUGGGUAAAACUGCAGCCUUCUGUAGAUGGCAGGGAAAGACUGCCCUCCUGGGAAGAUCCUGCUGAUAAUCCUCUUGCUGUGGACUCUGGGCUUCCCAAUGGGGAAACCGCUGGAAGAGGACAGCCCAGAUUGGCUGAGCCAAAUAUAUACCAAGGAAAGCUACCCCAAGUGACAGAGACUAGGUCCAAGGAACUGGGUAGCAGUGUCAACUUGGGGACAUCUUUGUCUUUGGAUUCCUGGGUAAAUGUCACAAGACUCUGUGAUUCUCAGGUUACACACAGGGGCCCUGGGCCUGGAGUCAAGCCCUCUUCUCAUGAUACCCAUAAAUGUGUAACCUAUCCAGAGAGAAAUCACAUCCUUUUGCAUCCACACUGGAACCAAGACACAGAGCAAGAGACCUCUGAGUUGGAGUCUCUCUACCAAGCCAGUCUUCAGGCCUCUCCAACUGGCUGUUCUGAAUGGAGGUUGCAGGAUGUGGCUUGGCAGACACUUAACCAAACAGGCUUUGCAGAUGGCAUGGGGAGGAGACUGCACUCAGCCCCUGGUCUUGAUCUCUCAAAGACUCCAACAGCAGAGAUGGAGCAUGCUCUUCAUGGAUCGAGCACAGCGCCUGUCUCUCAGGAUUCAUCAAACUUGAGGAAAAAGACUUUGGAAACCGGGCACCAUUGUUCCAGCUCCUCCUCCCUCCCUGUCAUCCAUGACCCUCCUGUAUUGCUCCUUGAUCCUAAACUCUACCCUCCCCAGCCACAGUUCCUGCCCCCUGAUGUUCUGAUGCCCAGCGUGGCAGGGGAGCCCUAUAGAUCCCCAGGAACUUCGAGGGGUGUCCAGCAGUUUCUGGCUAUGUGUGACAGGGAUGAAACUCCCCAAGGGGUCAAGUACACAGGAAGGACUUUGAACUACCGAAGUCUACCCCAUCGUUCAAGAACUGAUGCUUCCUGGGGACUGGGGUCAGAGACCAACCAGCAUGUUGGGACCAGAGUCCUAACUAUGCCAGCAUGCAAGCCUCACCUAACCUACACUGCCACACUACCAGAACGAAGCCAGGGCCUCCAGGUCCCACAUGCUCAGUCCUGGGGGGGUCUUGUCCAUUCACCCUCCCAUCCUCCUCCUGUUCACCCAGUGUCCCCACCAUCUAGCAGUCUUCAUUUACCCCUUGGGUCAGCUUGGAAUUCAGGUCCUGUUCUGGGGUCCCGAACACCUGGCCCUCGAAGAAUAGAUAUGCCCCCAGAUGAUGACUGGAGACAGGGCAGUUAUCCCUCCCAGUUUAGGCAUAGGAGGACUGGAGAGGAGAGAAUUAUGUUUAUUCUAUCCAAUGCUCCUGGAAGAGAACAGAAUAGGGUGAGAUUUUUAUAGCACAGCAGGUGGUAAGGAUCAUCCCUAGCUUUUCCUGGAGUGACACCUUUCUCUAUAAACCUACUGUAGCAGAGUUGAUACCUUGCAUUCAGUUAUGCUAUAAUCAUCUCAAUGUAGAAUUGGCAGUUUCAGUCCACAUGCUUGUAAUCCCUGCAGUUGGGAGGUAGAGGCAGGAGAAUCAGCAGUUCCAGGCCAGAGACUCUGGGCUAGAAGAGACUGUGCUUUACAAAACAGAACCACCACAACAGAAGAAUUGUUGGCUUUUUUCUAAGGGUGUUUGCUUCUUUGAGAGGGAAUAUUUGAAAUUCCAGCUUUAGAGUUGGGACUGUAGCUCAGUUGGUAGAUUGUUUUCCUAACAUGCACAAAGCCCAGGGUUAGAUCCUUAGCACCAUGUAAAACUGGGCAUGGGGGUGCACACUUGUAAUCCUAACACUUGAGAGAUGGAGGCAGGAGGAUCAGAAGUUCAGGUUCAUCCUUGGCUACAUAGCAAGUUCUAGGCAGUUAGACCCUAUAGAGGGAAAAAAAAAAGAAAACUUAAACUUUGGCUCCUCCAGCAAAAGGAAGCAGCUCAUGCUUAGAGCUUUAUUUGAGCCACUUCAAAGUUGAACCCAUUUUAUUACUCUGGACACUAUCUAUUCCUAGUGUUUUAAGACAUUGUUUUAUUCUUGGUUACUGUUAUGCCCCCAUCUCCAGCUGAGCCCUCAUCUUUUGGUCCCUACUAUAUUCUCUACUUCUACUAUUUAGUUAUUACCUGGCAUAGGAUUCUGACCGAAUUCUUAUGGGAAGCCCAACUGCCAAGUAUUAUGGCUGUCAGACUUCCUUGUGACUCAAACUUUAGGCCUAGAAUGUGGAGCUGCCAAUAUAGUAUUUGCCCUUCUGAACAGAUGGAGCUGGGCUUACUAACACAUCCUCCCAUCCUCAGCAGCAGAGCCAUUACUCUCACUUGCUCAGUCACUGUUGUAAACUCUCAGAGUCAGCUAAACUAUUUUAGGGCAAAGCAUUACUGUUUUUGUAAAGUAUUUUUCAUUAAUAAAUCUAUCAGAUAGUUCUAUUUAA